CUACUACGAAAAAGAAAACGUAGCGACCAUGAUGUCCUGCCCCCUUCCUAUGCAAUUACCGAUACCGAUUCCUUCACUACACAAAACAGAAUUUGCAUCGGUUCAUAUUGGAGUUAAGAGCCAUAAUUACAAGAUCCGCCACAACAACAACAACAGCAAACAACAACAAUAAACAGCAUAACAAUCUCCAAUAACAGAUAAACGAAUAAAUACAAAAAAAUCGCCAAGCAAAUCAAAAUAAAUAUAAAAAAAACCGCAACAAAAACUCGAAAACUGAAAAAAAAUUAAACAAACCUUCACUUCAUCUCCUACUUGAACGACUCUCUGACUCGACACUCGAUUGAAACAAAAAAAGUAACACCAGAGCUCAUAUCCAAUCCCUACACAUCCUGUGCUAAGAGUCCUGUCCCAAAAGCCUCAAGAAAUUACCAAAAAAAAAAAAAAAAACAAACACAACAACAAAUCAUCAAAAAAACUAAUCGAAACGGGCCAAGAAAAUUAAUUAAACAAACAAACAACAACAAAAAAAGUGCACAAAAAACCUUCAACAAAGAAAAAACCAAAAACUGAAUCAGCUGAGAUAUUUUUUAAUCAAGAUUUGUUGCCAAUAAAAUCUGUCAUCAUUGCCGCGUUAACAGAAACCACGGCGUCAGCAGCGAUUGCAGCGCUAAGUAUCAGCAGCAGCUCUCAAGCAUCGCUAGCCGUUAACGCCUCCACGACCACGCCCCUAGCGAACGCACCGCCGGUGGCACCUCCAUCAGCGACUGCGUCAGCGUCUCCAGCAGCAGCAGCAGCGGCAGUUGGAGUCCCUGCCACCACACCAGCAGCAGCAGCAGCAGUGUCGCCGCUAACGGUAAAGAGCGAAAUCGCCACAUCCGAUUCAGCAGCCGAGUCCGAGUCCUCCCCUAUACAAGAUUUAAUCAUGCAAAUGCAAUUGUUGCACGCACCGCCGUCCACGCAUCCGCAUCCACAUCCGCAUCUGCAGCAUCCGGCGGCAGCCGCGACUGCAGCAGCCACCUAUCAGGCCUACCCCACGCCGGCCAUGCAGACCAGCAUCGUUGCCGUCCACCAGCAGCACCAACAGCAGCAGCAGCAGCAGCAGCAGCACCACCAACAACAGCAGCAGGCGGCCGUCUUUCAUCAGCAGGUGGCGGUGGCCCAGGCCCAAGCCCAGGCCCAGGCCCAGGCCCAGGCGCAGCAUCAACAGCAGCUCCAGCAGCAGUACCACUACCAGGCACAGGCCCAGGCCCAGGCCCAGGCACAGGCCAUGCUGCAGACGUACAUGCAGCUGCAGGUGAACAACGUGAGUGUGGCCGCUGCACCGGCCACGCCCACCAAGUACCAGGCCGGGACCCAGGCUGUGGGGGCGGCAGCGGCAGCGCCACAGUUCUUUGCGGCGCCGAGCACGCCGCUCACGAUCAUACCGGCUGGGGCGGCGGCAGUGGCCGCCUCGGCGAUGUUUGCCACGGCCGCCACGCCCACGUCCGCAGCAACGACACCGACCAACAAUGUAAAUAAUACAGUUAAUCUAUCAGCCGUAACUAGAACUACUACCACUACUACUAAGCAGCCGCCUGCGGCUGCGGCUGCUGGCAUCUGGGGCGCCGGCCUUGGCCUUGGCCUUGGCCCCGGCCAUGGCGGCGGUGGUGCGCCCGUGCCCCUGCCCCUGCUCUCGCUGCUGGGGCCGGGACCACUGCAGCCAUCGUCGCCGCCGCCGUCGCCAUCGGCGGGCGGGGCCGGGGGCCGUGCCGCCACGGGAUGCAGCAGCGCCAGCAGCGGCUGCAGUUCUGCAUCUUCUGAUUGUUCUAUGCCAUCGCCAACUUCACUACACUUAUCUUCUCCUAAAAAGGUUUGUGUGUUCACUAAAAAAAAAACCAAAACUAAGAAAAGAAAAUGAUCUCUCUCUCCCUCUCUUUGGGAGUCUUUUUUUUCCCGCCAGUCAUUUUCGUAUCAAAGAAAAAGUAGCAUUACUCUCUGUCUCUCUCUCUCUUUCCCUCUGUAUCUAUAUCUAUUUCUUACUAUAUCUUGUAUCUUUCUCUCUAAAAACUGAAGCUUUUGCCUGCCAUCCAUAUUUGUUGUAAAUUCUGUAGAUACAUUUCUAGUAGAACAACUCUUCCAUCAUUCCAUCCGUAGAUAAAUUGCUGUUGUUGUUGUUGUUGUAAUUUGUUGUACAUUUCUCUCUCCCCUGCCACCACCCCCGUCCCCUUUUUGUUAAUUACUGAUAUCCGAGACGUAUCUUUAAGUACGGAUACCUUUAAGCUAGUGUCUAAGAUAUACGCCACUUACCAGUAGAUUUUAUAAUUAUAUAUAUUUAUUCACCACAUAAUAAAUGCCACACCCAUCCCAUCCCAGACACUUCCUCGAAGGAGGAGUCGAUUAAACGCCAAUUAAAUGAAAUUAUAUAUGAAUAUUCGAAUACCGUGGAUCCUUCUUCAGGCUGGAUUCCUUCUUUCUGGCCCCACGCGCCACGUCCUUCGGGUUCAAUGGCUCGUAAUAAAAUAUUGUGCAACCUCGUGGCAUACCAAUGAGCCUCUGCCUUUGCCUUUGCUUGUGCCUCCCUUUUUUUGUAUCGGGCCUGUAGGUAUUCUGAGGGAUUUUAAGGGUCUAAAAGCUGGACUUUGUUGCACCAAAAACGUACUGCGGGGUUUAUUAUGCCGCAUUUUAUCAGUCAUAACUAUCGCGCGUUCCAGGGGGCGAGCAUUAACCGCAAUUGUUUGGCUAGCACUUACGCUUUGUCCUGCCCGAGGACUCCUCCUAUGCCUCCCACUCCUGCUGCUCCUCCUGCUGGCCACAUGUGUCGGACCAUAUUGAUUAGUUGGCGUUGAAAAUGUCACUGCAAUUUGUUGGCCGUCGACCAGAGACCAAAGAGAGAGACAGAGAGGAGAGGGAAAACUGCAGGCGCCAGAAGGCGAGCAAAAAGUGUGGCAGCUCCUGCGUUGUUUUUUUUUCUUUCUGUUUCUGGCCAGGACUCGGACUCGGAGUCGUAGUUGGACUAGUUUUUAGUUGUAUUUCCCCAGUUGUGUGGUCGCGGCGGCGGCAGGCGGCGGUGGCCUCUGUGUCCUCCACGUGUGAUGUAUUGUGCCCCCACGUAUAUCCUGUGUUUUAUGUGUCCUGCGCCUGUGUGUGUGUGUGUGUGUGUGUGGGUUUCUGCUUUGUUUGUGGAACGCAAUCGGACAGGCGGCCAGUCUGCCACAUUUAGUAUCGAUUUAUCCGCUGCCCCAGACAGCUGCAAGAGUGUUAGACGCUGCAAUUACCCCCCGUAUUAAUGUUUAAACUGUACUUAAAUGACUCUAUUAUGGCCCUGCCACCCUCCCCGCCAUUCAAGUUAAAUUAUCUGUAAUUGAUUUUGUUUAACAUACGCCCCGCCGCGCCUCCAUUUGGCACCCCCCGCCCCCACCCACAGCCCUGGACGGCCAUGGAGUGCACAUCCAUUAGCCCCGAUUUGCCCCAGUAAUAUGUUGAAUUUUGCAUUAGUUUUGUGGAAUAUUUCUGCCAUCCAUUAAAUGCAUUCGGACAUGGAAAUAUUCCCACAUUUCUGUGUGUAAUUAUAAUUGUUAUUGAGGUAUUUCCUUGUUUGCUUCAAACAAAAUACCACACACACAAAUUGCAAUUGCAAUUGUAAUGCGCUGUGAAAAAUCAUAUUAAAAUUUAUUAAUAAAACAGGAGCAGGGGGGAACCAUGUGUAUUUUUUGUCAACAGGCAACUGCCUAAGCAAAUACCGAAUGAAAUAGAGCCUCCCACACUCCGGUGGAUCCUUGGUGGGGAGGGGAUGUGGGUGGUGUUGGGGGGGGGGAUACAAACAACCGCCAAAGGUGCUAAUAAAGCCCCCCGCAAAACCGCAGAUAAAUAAGGAUAUUGACAGAGCCACAGAGUGAGACAUAAAAGAUUCUACGCUGAGCUCCGAGGGUAAAUAGAAAAUGUUUUCAAAUUAGGAAAAUCUGCGUCGAGGAAAAAGCAAUUCAAAUAAACAUAUUAGCGGUGGAGUGGUGGGGCAUUGGGGGGUGGGGCGUCCGCCUUUGAAGUGUCUUCUGCGUGGGGCAUAGAGUGGGAGUUCUAAUAAGCCGGGAUUCUCUGCUCUCAAAUAAAUAAAGUUUUUAAAUUUGAAAAAAUUCAUCAAACUUUCAAGCCAGCGUCCAAGUCGAACAAACAAGCGCCACUCGAAACCGAGGGGGUCAGGGGUCAACAAAAUAAUAAUAUAAAAAAUAUUACAUUAAUCCGUAAUCGAAAAACUUGAACACGGAUACGGGCCGGACAUGGGGAGCAAACACGGCGGAAAAGUUUUGCCCCUUCGCGCCCUGGAAAUUUUUUUUGUAUAUUAAGCGAUUUACAAAAAAAAAAAAAGAAAGUGUUUUCCUUGUACAGAAUUUUCAAUUAUUUUCGGGGUCCGGCAAUAAAACAAUUUGAAAUUUAAAUGCAGGCCGGAGACCUGCCAGGAGGAAAAAGUGUGUCAAGAAAUGAGACAAGCAAUAUGUUGCCCCCCUCCCCCCCAAAAAAAAAGAACAAGAGCAGGGGUGUAGAGGGGGGCAGCGGGGUAGAGCUGCCAUCAAACUGAGAUGAGAAAAUAAAAUUCAAUAAACUCUUGUUAAGCACGGAGCAGAAGCGACAGCAGGGACAGCAGGGUAGGUGGUGGUUGGGGGCAGCAGGACACAGCAAGGACAACGUUUUAAAUAUUGACAGCUCCCAAAAGGAGCCGUCCUGCCACUCGAUGACGAGGCUGUCGAGUAAAUAGAUAAAUCAACCCUAGAGACAUGUACACCGAGCACACAUUUUUGCAUUGAUCAAAUGCUGCUUUUGGGGAAACCGAAUGGGGACAAAGCAUUGUGAUGGUCGUAGUCUUACCCUGCUUCAGAGAAAUAUGCCUCAUUCGCAGACCUUCUCUCUGAAGAAUAAAUCUCGCAGCCAUCCAGGCAGUCGAUGGUCCUGCAAGUGUAUCCAAUGCUUCGCCUUUUACCGGCUCGAUGGGUCCUUGUCUUGUGGAUUAUGAAUUUGCUUCAUUCUUUUCGAAUCGAUUUCCAUAGCAUACUUUUUGGGGCCUCCGAAGUCUGUCCCUCGGCUGGUCUUGGGCUCUCACAAUUGCGCUAAUCAGACAGGACUUGGAUCUUCGAUUCGGUACGGAGGAGUUUCCUUGGCUUGGGUUUCGAUAAGGAUGUGGGGAAUCCCCCCUCCGCCCCCCCAGCCCCCUCUCACCGCGGUGGCUGCCUGUCGCUGACAAACAAAUUAAAAAGUUAUGACUAAAAACGUUUCUCGCCCGCUGCCCGGCAAAUGAAAUGAAAUGCUGUACGUGCACCCUCCACCCCCCUCCACUCCACUCCGCUCCGGCACGGCGGCUCUGCUCCGCUUUCUGUUCUGUGCUCGAGAAAAUGCCGUUGGCUAAAUUUAAAUUGCUUUUGUUGCGCUUUUGUAGUUGGCUGCACUUGCGAUGUUCCUUCAGAGGCUUUCCAUCUCCAACUACCGCUCCUCCUCCUCCUGUUGCUGCCGCUGAUGAUGAUUUUCCUUUUUGCGCGCAAGUUUUCUUUGUUGUUUGCACAAAUAGUUUUUUGUCGCCAGCCCGCCCGCCCGCUGGACGAUUUUCCUUUUUGAAUAGCAGGCGGCGCGUGAACAGAAAAAAAAAAUAAAAAUGGACGAAGAUUUUCCAAAACUAAAUCACAGCAAAAGAAGCAAAAGAAAUGCACGGAGUACUCGUAAGUUUUUGCAGUUAAACGUCCGGGGCUAAGCGCAUUAAAUCCGAAAGUUCCUCCUCCUCCUCCUCCUCCUCCUCCUUUUUUUUCGCGGACAGAACUUUGGAAAUCAUUAAAAGCUUAAACGAGAGUAAGAGAACCACCGAGAGCCAGAGCUCGGGAAUAUGAAUAUGAAUAUGAAUAUUGAAUGUGUGGCUGACGGAAGGAAGGACUCUCUGACUCCCUGACUGACUGACUGGCAAGCCAUUAAAACCAAACACGCUGUGCGGCUAGGGCACCCCCUUCAGCCCCCCCACCCCUAAGCCAACUUGUGGGGUUGUAACUUUGGCUUUUACGAGCACACAAAAUGUUUGCCCUCCAGUGCACUAAUCCGGCAUGAGCACACGUGGAGUCCUGGGCGGGCACUCACUCAAACUCAAACUAGAAACGACAGAAAACUAACUUAUUAAUAUGCAAUGCACACUUUGUUGCUGUAUUAAUUGCAAUAUUAAAUUUCCACUAAUACUCGCUUAGCAGAAGGUCUAGUCGUGCCACACACAAUCCACUCUGCCACUGCCACUGCCACACUCUGCCGUCUAACCCGUAACAAAAAAGUUGUGCCGCAACUUUUGGCGGAGUAAAAGUGAGUUGAAAAACACCUAGAAACCAAGUAAUUAUUACAUGUUUACGUGCGCCAGGGUCCGCCGUGCCCCGUGCCCCGUGCCCCGUGCCCCGUGCCCCUUACCGUGUCCUGUGUGUGUGUGUCUGUGCUUCAUUCGGCAUGCGGCACGAGUGCGCUGAAAAGCGAUACUAAUGAUAAGUUUCGCCUGCUGCCUGCUGCCUGCCACGAAAUGAACUCAAUUUGCUACGUUUUGCAUUACCAUCCCCCACUCCCUCCCCCUCCACUCUCCACUGCCCCCCCGCACCGCUGGCGCGCGGACAUCAUUUCCAUAUGCGUCAGGUCCUCUCGUGCAGCGUUUCGGUUUCGGUUGCCCGCAGCUUGAUGUAUGUGGCAGAGGAAAAUGCUGCGUCUGGCAGCUGGAAAUUGCACUGAACAAAUGCACCCACCAAAAAAAGAAGCAUAUAAAUAAAUCCUUAAAAGGUGUGCAUCAGUGAGCCGCAGGAGCAAAGGAGCGUCAGAGCCAAAAACAGAACCAGAGCCAGAGCCAGAGCCUGCCAUCGAUGCCAGACAUAAUGUGGGCGCGAGUUUUGAAGUUAACCAAAAACGCACACACUCCCCCCUCCCCUGCCCCACACUCUUUGGGAGGAAAAGCACUGAAAUUUAAAUAUUUCGACUUGGAUUUAACGCCUUUAUGGCAUUUCCUGCGAGAGGGGAAAAAGUGAAAAGAAACAUUUUUUCAC
This is a messenger RNA of Drosophila miranda, 7019 nucleotides long. RefSeq names its product polypyrimidine tract-binding protein 1 (gene heph). NCBI's taxonomy places the organism in Eukaryota, Metazoa, Arthropoda, Insecta, Diptera, Drosophilidae. Gene Ontology annotation, cellular component: nucleus. Gene Ontology annotation, molecular function: mRNA binding. The record is from RefSeq and is a predicted model, not a curated record. Gene Ontology annotation, biological process: mRNA processing; regulation of RNA splicing. The coding region runs from base 923 to 1897 and encodes 324 amino acids. The transcript is spliced from 5 exons.